This is a messenger RNA of Elgaria multicarinata webbii, 1270 nucleotides long. It is a transcript of the gene PPM1N, whose product is annotated as protein phosphatase, Mg2+/Mn2+ dependent 1N (putative). Gene Ontology annotation, molecular function: manganese ion binding; protein serine/threonine phosphatase activity; magnesium ion binding. The record is from RefSeq and is a predicted model, not a curated record. The transcript has 5 exons. Lineage: Eukaryota; Metazoa; Chordata; Lepidosauria; Squamata; Anguidae. Bases 1 to 1236 code for a protein of 411 amino acids. Gene Ontology annotation, biological process: positive regulation of canonical Wnt signaling pathway; peptidyl-threonine dephosphorylation; negative regulation of canonical NF-kappaB signal transduction. Gene Ontology annotation, cellular component: cytosol; nucleus.
AUGGCCAGCUUCGUGAGACUCCUGGUGUCGGAAGCCGAGCGGAUGGUGUCACGAUUCUUCAAGUCGGAGCAUGCGGAAGAAGCCCCCAGUUUCUUCUUGGAGGCGCCGCGGACGGAGAAACUGCUGGAGCGAGGAGCGGUGGGGGGGUUGAGGUACGGCCUUGGCUCGAUGCAGGGCUGGCGGGCCCACAUGGAAGAUGCCCACACCAUCCGGCCUCAGCUGCCCGACAGCCUGGCCAACUGGGCUUUCUUUGCGGUGUACGACGGGCACGCGGGCAGCACCGUGGCACACUUCUGUGCCAAGCACUUGCUGGAGCAUGUGCUGGCGGCCGAGGCCUUGUCAGGGCAAGAGGAGGACCCCGAGGCAGUGAAGGAGGCCCUGCGGGAGGCCUUCUUAGCUCUGGACAAGCGCAUGCAGUCCCUGUCCCAGGCCGAAGACUGGGAGCAUGCGGGUUCGACCGCCGUGGCCGUGCUGGUCUCACCCCGUCGUUUAUACUUUGUCAACCUGGGAGACUCGCGGGCCCUCCUGUGCCGCUCGGCCACCGUCGCCUUCUACACGGAGGACCACAAGCCCACAAAGCCCAGGGAACGGGAGCGCAUCCAGAACGCCGGCGGCACCGUAACGCUGCAGCGGGUCAACGGGUCCUUGGCGGUCUCUCGCGCCCUGGGCGACUUUGACUACAAGGCCGUGGCCUGGUGCAGUGCCACUGAGCAGCUGGUGUCACCCGAGCCGGAGAUCUACGAGGUGGUGCGCUGCCCGGACGAGGACGAGUUCCUGGUGCUGGCCUGCGAUGGCGUCUGGGAUGCCUUUGACAACGCGGGGCUGUGUGCGUUUGUGCGCUCCCGCCUGUGCCUCUCUGACGACCCCCGGGACGUGUGUGAGUGUGUGCUGGAUGCCUGCCUCUACAAGGGAAGCCGCGACAACAUGACUUGCAUCGUGGUGUGUUUCCCAGCUGCCCCGGGUGUCUCCCAGGAGGCCUUGCAGAAGGAGUGUGAGCUGGACACUUACCUGGAGAAGAGGGUGGCAGAGGUUUAUGAGGAGCUACUGCAGCAGGAAGAUGGCCCCAACCUUGUUGCUUUAUUCCAUCGCCUGGCCACAGAGGUGAACCCGAGCCUUCCUCCAGGGGGAGGUCUGGCUAGCAAGAGAGCUGUGAUCAUGGCUGCCUACGAGCGUGUGAAGCAGAGGCACGACGAGCCACAGCUGCCGGCCCCCAGUGUGAAUACGGACUCAAGUUGAACAAUGCCAUGACUCUUGGACAACAGCUCCGGUG